UGCCCCUUAUAGCGGACUCACCCACUCAGAACAUUCAGCAAGUCCAAGCAGUGUCGGAACUUGCCAUGUGUAAGCGACUUCGAGAACAUGUCAGUAGGAUUGUCCACGGUGUCAAUCUUCUUCACCUUAACCCUCUUCUAUGUCCUCAAGAAAUGAUACAUCACAUCGAUGUGCUUAGCCCUCUCAUGGUGGACUUGAUCCUUGGCCAAACAUAUUGCACUCAAACUUUCACAAUACACCACUGCAUGAUCAUGAUGUAAACUCAGAUCACCAACCAGCCCCUUCAACUAUAUUCCCUCCUUAGCAACUUCUAUCAACGCAAUGUACUCUGCUUCAGUAGGUAUGUCGACUGUAAAGUUGCAUUCUAGCUCACCAUAGAACUCUCAAGAGUGAUUACAUAACCGAUCAUCGAUCUCCUCAUGUCAACAUCUCCCAGCAUAAUAAGAAUAUGAAUAACCAGCCGCUAAGCACUCUGCAUCACUUCCGAAACUAAUGCCCACAUCAGAUGUACCCUUCACGCAUCGAAAGAUCCUCUUCACAACCUGCCAAAGGAAAUCGAUCUAAUCCGAAAUCCAAUAUGGUAAAAGACCAACCCAUAACAGAAACUCAUAAAACAUCGAUCCCAUAUACUGGGGAUCGAGGAAGCAUCACUCCCCCUGGACCCCACUCGUUGAUCGCGCUACAAAACCCCGUAACUUUCAAUUGUAGCCUGAUAGUACGAUCUGAGUCACAUCGAUAUUUGUCAUUUAAAAAAAAAAACAAAAAACAAAGAAGAUUCACUUAUUUCAACAUGUGCAUUUAAAUAUUUCUUUGAUCCAUGCUAGCCUUACAUUUUCCCCCCUCAAUAACAACCCGUUGAAAAAGAAAAAGAAAAAGAAUUCUGCCUAAUCCGCUACAUCCCAGCCGGUUGUCAAUCAAAAACUCAUUUCCACCGUCAAAAGACCUCCGAAAAAGAAACACAAAAUCUCUCAACGAAACUAAUUUCCGACGGCUCAAAUGCAAAGCCUGAGGCAUCUUAAUCGGAGGAGUUACAAAAAUACUAUCUAAAAUAUCUGGUCCGCACGCCUUUGUAGCCAGGGAAAACGAGAAAACCCAGUAGUUGACGCUUAUGGCUGCAAUUCUCUGCACAAGAAGAAUAAUCUUUAUUUCGAGGGUUUGUUUUGUUUAAUGAUUUUCCCGGAAUUUCAAGGGAGCAAAAAGCUCGGAUUUUUAUGAAAUGCAGUCCCCGAGAGAAUGAGAGAAAGAUCGAAGCUUGAUUGAAAGUCAAAAGAUUUGAGAAAUUCAGCAGCAGAAGAGGCAGGAUCACAUCUUCUCUCGUUUCUUCUUCAACGGCAACGACCACCGUCGGCGUCCGCCAUGGAAGUGGGUAUGCAAGUGCAGGGCCCGUUCACUUCAUGCAGAGCUUUGUUUCGCGAGAGAACGCGCUUCAAGAUCAGACCUUUUUCUUCUGGGUCUUUCCCUAAUGGAGCAGCCACUCGUUUCGUUAGUCUUGCAGCUUGGUGCAAUGAGUUUCCAUCAUCAUCAUCUGGGUUCUCGUUGAAAAUUACUUCCAGUGGAGACUUUUCUAAAAAAAGACUCAGAAAGUUGUCGAAUGGAAGGGCAAAAAUCCCUGCACCAAAGGGAUUUGUACCAAAGACACCUACCGCUACAAGCACUCCGAAAAGGCAACCAACAAAAAAGGAAGUUGAGACAAUGCAGGAUGAAUCUAAAGCCAGCAAAGAGUUGUCUAUUGAUGAAACAAGUACGGUAGUGGAAAAUGGAAGUGUUGGUAGCAUAGAGAACAUUGAGACCACUGCCGAAGAGGAAAAUAAUAGCAUGAGCGCCACAAGCACUCCGAAAAGGCAACCACCAAUAAAGGAAGUUGAGAAAAUGCAGGAUGAAUCGAAAGCCAACAAAAAGUUGACUAUUGAUGAAACAAGUACAGUAGCGGAAAAUGGAAGUGUUGGUAGCAUUGAAAGCAUUGAGAGUACUGCCGAAGAGGAAAAUAAUAGCAUGAGCGCCAAAAGCACUCCGAAAAGGCAACCACCAAAAAAGAAAUUUGAGACAAUGCAGGAUGAAUCUAAAGGCAGCAAAGAGUUGACUAUUGACGAAACAAGUACAGUAGCCGAAAAUGGAAGUGUUGGUAGCAUCGAGAGCAUUGAGGCUACUGCUGAAGAGGAAAAUUAUAGCAUGAGCGCCACAAGCACUCCGAAAAGGCAACCACCAAAAAAGGAAUUUGAGACAAUGCAGGAUGAAUCUAAAGGCAGCAAAGAGUUGACUAUUGAUGAAACAAGUCCAGUAGUGGAAAAAGGAAGUGUUGGUAGCAUUGAGAGCAUUGAGACUACUAUCAAAGAGGAAAAUAAUAUCAUGAGCGCCCUAAGCACUCCGAAAGGGCAACCACCUAAGAAGGAAGUUGAAACAAUGCAGGAUGAAUCUAAAGCCAACAAAGAGUUGACUAUUGAUGAAACAAGUUCAGUAGUGGAAAAUGGAAGUGUUGGUAGCAUUGAGACUGCUUACGAAGAGGAAAAUAAUAUCACAAGUGACUCGGCAAAGGAAGAAGCUUUCCUUGCAUUGAAAUUGGAAAGUGAAGAGAACUUACGGAGGCAAGAAGUUGAUAAGCUUGCUGAUAGGAGCUUAUCGGAGGGCGUCAAAAUGUUUUUUUAUCCACAGGUGGUUAAACCUGAUCAAGAAGUGGAGGUCUUCCUAAACAGGAGAUUAUCAACUCUGGUUAAUCAGCCUGAAGUUUUAGUCAUGGGAGCUUUUAAUGACUGGAAAUGGAAGUCUUUUACUGGCAGGUUGAGUAAAACCGAUCUGAGAGAGGAUUGGUGGUCUUGCCGCAUUCGUGUUCCUAAAGAAGCGUAUAAGAUGGACUUCGUAUUCUUUAAUGGAAAAGAUAUGUACGAGAACAACAACAAGAAGGAUUUCUAUGUGCUAGUGGAAGGUGGGAUGGAUGAGUUUGAAUUUGAGGAUUUUUUGCUCGAGGAAAAACGGAGGGAGCUAGAGAGACUUGCUGAGGAGAAAGCAGAGAGGGAUAGACAGGCUGAAGAAGAACGCUUAAUAGAAGCAGAGAAGGCUGCAAGGGAAGCUGAUAGAGCUCAGGCAAAGGCAGAAGUUGAAAAGAGGCGUGAAUUGUUGCAAAAAAUGACGGAAAAGGCUGUAAAAUCAGUUGAGAAUGUCUGGUUCAUGGAGCCCAGAGAGUUUCAAGGAGAGGGUACGGUGAGAUUGUACUAUAACAAAAGCUCGGGUCCACUUGCUCAUUCCAAGGACCUCUGGAUACAUGGUGGCCAUAACAACUGGAGCGAUGGAUUAGCCAUUGUCCAAAAGCUUGUCGACUUUGAGAGAAAGGAUGGUGACUGGUGGUAUGCUAAUGUUGUUGUUCCUGAAGGAGCCCUUGUCUUAGACUGGGUCUUUGCUGAUGGUCCACCACAAAGUGCUGCUAUGUAUGAUAAUAACCGUUCCCAAGAUUUCCAUGCAAUUCUUCCGAACAGUAUUCCUGAAGACUUGUAUUGGGUAGAGGAAGAGGACAAUAUAUAUAACAAGCUACAGGAAGGCAGGAGGUUAAGAGAGGAAGCUCUACGUGUCAAGGCUGAGAAAACACAACGCAUGAAAGCUGAAAUGAAGGAAAGAACUCUGAAGAAGUUUCUCCUGUCUCAGAAGCACGUAUUUUAUACGGAACCAGUCAAUGUUCAGGCUGGAAGCACCGUUACGAUUUUUUACAAUCCUGCAAACACGGUACUCAAUGGUAAAUCUGAAGUUUGGUUCAGAGGUUCGUUUAAUCGCUGGACCCACCGCAAGGGCCCAUUGCCACCUCAGAAAAUGUCGCCUGCUGAAGAUGGUUCUCAUGUCAAAACCACUGUGAAGGUUCCACUGGAUGCAUACAUGAUAGAUUUUGUGUUCUCAGAGAAGGAAGAUGGUGGAAUAUUUGACAACAGAGAUAGCAUGGAUUACCAUAUCCCUGUAAUUGGAGGAAUUGCAAAGGAGCCGCCGUUGAAUAUUGUGCAUAUUGCCGUUGAAAUGGCUCCUAUUGCAAAGGUUGGAGGACUUGGUGAUGUACUGACUAGUCUGUCUCGUGCUGUUCAAGAGUUAAGCCACAAUGUGGACAUCAUUCUCCCAAAGUACGACUGCUUGAAACUUAAUCAUGUGCAAGACCUUCAGUAUAACCGAAGCUAUUCAUGGGGAGGUACUGAAAUAAAAGUCUGGCUCGGGAAAGUGGAAGGCCUGUCUGUCUACUUUUUGGAGCCUCAGAACGGUGUGUUUUGGGCAGGGUGUAUAUAUGGCUGCCGAAAUGAUGGAGAGAGAUUUGGUUUCUUUUGCCAUGCAGCUCUUGAGUUCUUGCAUCAAAGUGGAUCUCAUCCUGAUAUUAUCCACUGUCAUGAUUGGUCUAGUGCUCCAGUUGCAUGGUUGUUCAAGGACCAUUACGUGCACUAUGGUCUGAGCAAAGCUCGAAUUGUAUUUACUAUUCACAACCUUGAAUUUGGGGCGCAAAACAUUAGCAAAGCAAUGGCCUUCUCGGACAAGGCUACAACUGUAUCCCCUACAUAUGCAAAGGAGGUUGCAGGGAACGCUGCAAUUGCUCCUCAUCUAUACAAGUUCCACGGUAUACUCAAUGGAAUCGACCCAGAUAUAUGGGACCCGUACAAUGAUCAGUUCCUUCCUGUACAUUACACUUCUGAGAAUGUCGUCGAAGGCAAAAGAGCAGCCAAGGAAGCUCUGCAAGAGAGGCUUGGUCUGAAAAAGGCUGAUUUCCCUCUAGUCGGCAUCAUUACCCGUUUAACACAGCAGAAAGGAAUCCAUCUCAUCAAGCAUGCCAUUUGGCGCACCUUAGAACGAAAUGGACAGGUUGUGUUACUUGGGUCAGCUCCAGAUCCACGGAUACAGAACGAUUUUGUAAAUCUCGCCAAUCAACUGCAUUCGACCCAUGGAACCCGUGCCCGCCUUUGUUUGACCUACGAUGAGCCACUCUCACACUUGAUCUAUGCUGGAGCGGAUUUCAUCUUGGUUCCGUCAAUAUUCGAGCCAUGUGGGCUGACACAGCUCACAGCCAUGAGAUACGGUUCAGUACCUGUUGUCCGAAAGACCGGAGGCCUCUACGACACUGUGUUCGACGUUGACCAUGAUAAAGAAAGAGCACAAGCACAAGGGAUCGAACCGAAUGGGUUCAGCUUUGAAGGAGCUGAUGCUUCUGGGGUUGACUAUGCACUAAACAGGGCGAUAUCUGCUUGGUACGAUGGCCGGGACUGGUUUAACUCGUUAUGUAAAACCGUGAUGGAGCAAGACUGGUCGUGGAAUAAGCCCGCUCUAGACUACAUGGAGCUUUACCACUCUGCCCGGAAGUGAGAAAAACCAGUCAAGUAGCCUAGUUAUGUACAGGGUUAGUCUAUCGAUACGUUCUUCGGAUCACCUACUCAUCUGCAAUUCUUCUGCACAUAAAAUCUAUCCCUCUAGGAUCUUGAAUAAUGCUUUUUUGUUGAAAGCUGCCCAAAUUGGGAGAGAAAAAGGUGGCAACUUGUUGCCUUGCCGCACAAGUUGCUCGACUGAUCUUUUUUUGUGACAUUGAUAGUUUCCUGACUUUGCCAACUAUGUGAGGUUGAUAAGUGAUAAGUGGGGAAUGAUUUAAAAGGGAAUCAACCAAUCACAGAGGUGAAGAUGAGUUGUUGCUGCUGGUUAUCAUUGAUAUGAUCCAAGUGGAUUCACCUUUUGUUGUAGUUUUCUUUGUUUUGGACGGUAGAGGUGGGUUUUUGUGAUUUGAUUUGAUGUUAUGGGUUGGGAAAUGGAAUGGUCGUAAGCUCGAGUUCCUACUCAGAUUCCAUGACAGCCUUGAGCUUGAUUUGACCAUGAUCAUUACUUGGGAAAGCUAUUUCCAAUGGUGCACGACGAGUUUCAGGUGGUAAUAUGAAUGUUUGGUCAUGAUUGUAACAUAAAAGAAAGUUUGUGUUUGAUCUUAUAUGACGAUUGACGAGUGAGAUGAUUUUAAAUGGUGAGUAGAGAUAUAUAUGGUUCGGUAUGAUAUGAAAUUAAAAAUUGGAACUAAAUCUUGUAUAAUUUUGAUCUGGGAGAUUGGAGACACAUUUUAUUUUGUACGUUUUGGUAUGAGAGAAAGGUUUUAAGCUAAUGCGAAUUAAUAUCGGAUUACAUAUAGGUAAUAUGAUCUACCUUCUCCACCAUGUUUAAAUUCAAGAUCCUACUUUAUGCAUAUGAAUGAGUUUUGACCGGUACUCGAUUAUUGUAUCUUUUCAUGUAACGAGCAGCUACCGGGAUGGGGUUAGCACCGUGAUAACUAGCAAAAAACGCUACUAAAAAUAACGAAAUCACUACGGAUUAUUAUAAAAUCAAUACAACAUCUAAGCUAAAUUACUACUAAUUCAAACUAGUAGUAGUUUUUCCCUUGGUUAGGAUGGUGCUAACUAUUGUACAAUUAGCACCGUAACCGCUCCCGCAGCUACCUAUACAAAAAGCUGAUCUAGUGAGAAUGUAAAACUAGCAUGGUAAUAGUUCAACCACAUGUCGGUGAAUUAUCUAGUAUAUUUUUAUUAUUGUUUGAUAACGACUUUCUAGUAUUUUUGUUAGUAUAAAUAAAGCUUUUAAGGAUCAAGAAAUUAAUAAUGUGGCUGUAGUUUAGUGGUAAGAAUUUCACGUUGUGGCCGUGAAGACCUGGGCUCGAAUCCCAGCAGCCACAAAUAAUUUGCUUUAAUACAUUUUCCCAUUAAUUUUACUUGCCUGAGAUCUUAAUUAAUAGACUUUAAUUAGUUGGUCCAGAAUAAGUAAAGAAUCACAAUGAAACAGUUUAAUGGGCCUGGGUUGGGUGGGGGCCUUCAACUGCAGGCCCCAUGGGCCCCACCAACAGCUUUUGUGCUGGAUCAUUAAAAGAGGGCAAUUAAGCCCAUUAUUUGGUGAUUAUAAAUGUUGAAACACAACCAUAAAUAGGAAAAGAAACCCCCAGACCCCAGUUGUAUUAGUAGAAUUUUAGAUUAAAGCCCCCACCCAAAAAGCAAGUAUGUAUUGUUUUUGUUAUUUUCUUUGUGAUGUAUAAGUAGGACAUUUGAAAGCUCAAGUUUAGGAAAAAAGAAGCAAAGCAAGGUUGGUUUCUCAAUCCAGGUAAAAUUGGAUUUGAUUUCCAUCCUCAAAUAUAUGAUUUUUAUUUUGCUUCAAUUCUAGUGGAUCACUUAAAGUGAAGAAACAAACGAAAUACGAGAUCAGAACGGCUAAGGACGACAUGUUUUUUUAAUGAUAUUGUCUUUCAAUUUUCCUCAAUUUUUCUCCAACUCUACACUAGUUUUGAUCUAACUCCGAACAUUAUGAACAACACAACUUGAACCAUUUGUUGAAGACUGAUGGUAUGUAUAAAAUGACCCUUUUCCCUCCAUUCCACUCCUCCUAAACAACACAACUUGAACCAUAUCUACCCCUUUUUGAUUCAUUUGGGGUUUGUUUAACUAUCUAGGUUUACUUGAAAUAAGUUAAUUAUUAUAGUUUCAAUUAUGGAAGCUAGGUUUGUGGCUUGGGUAGGAUGUAGUAGGGGGAGGGGAGUGCACUCACUUUUAGUUGUGGUUUCUACUUUAAUUUCAAUAAGUGAAGAUGACGCCGAUGGAAUAGCGGUCACAAAUAUUUUCGAUUAUUGUAUAUGUAUCUCUCAUAACAGAAAACGAUGAUUAGGUCGAGUUAUCUGUUUCUACGAGGAUUAAUAGUUCAACCAUGAUGCAUAAUUCGAUAAAAUUGAUUGUUACCGGAAUAAAAUCGCUCGAUUCUCACAUGAAGGGGGGAAAAAUUGUCGCAACUACAUUGGUGAAUCGAGAAGGGAAAGGGAUGGAGGGUUGCUUAUGAAAUCGAGUCGUUUCGAGUGAGUGACUAAGCCCCACGCCAAUAUAGCAACUAAGUUAGAGUUUAAACGCAAAUCAUUGAAAGGUCAAAGUAUUUAAAAAAAUGUCAUAUAUGUCCUAGCAUGUUUAGAACGACAAACUACAACAAACGACAAGAUAACAUUAGCAUAUGAAAGGAGAAAAAAGACUCUCGCGUCUAUUUCUUCCAAGUUCCGACUUCCGACUCAUAAAUAAAAUAAAACAAAUACAUAAAUAAUCGAGAUCAACAACACAUCACACCGAAACCGCCAUCCAAAUCCUACCUAACUCCAGCCUUUGACAUUCAGAAGCCUUUUGACAUCAGAACUCAAGGUCACUCUGCUGCUACCUCCCAAGGUUAUCACUGAGCCUGACACAACCUUUUUCUGCUCUGCCAAACUGUCCAAAGUGAGAUGGAACAAUUCUUUGUUUCUGUUUUCUUUGGCGUUUUGGGGAAGGAAAGAAAGCGAAAGGGAUAACGUUACUACUGAAAUGUGUGAGAGACUGAACUGUGCUAAGUAACCAAUCGCGUUCAUCCACAUUGCCCAAUCAACACUGCUGGCUCUGCCUCCCUUUCAACAGUCAUUAGCCCUUCCCCGAAGCCAAAUACGAACCCUAAUCCCAUAAUUAUAUGUGCAUGAUGAUGAACUUAAUUAUUCUUAAUGGGAAAAGCAUCCCAAAGUUGUCAAUUCUCAUCAAUCACUAGUUUGAAAGUAAAGGGUUUAUCUGGUUUGUAAUUUCAAUGGGAUUAAAACAAAGAGAGAUAUGGGUGUGGGACCAUCGAGUUCAUGCUAAUUCCCAUCACGGAAAUUGGUAAAAAAUGGGAGGAGUUUGAGGGGCUGGAAUCCUCAAUGGUGAUUAAACUUUGUUGAAUGCAAUGAAGAACUUUAAGAUCGCAUAUUAGUGGUCAUCAAACUUGUUGUUUUCGUAGUUAGAUGUCGAGAUCGUUACUCUGCCUGAUUUCGAGUAUUUUAAACCUCAAUCGUGAUUAAAUUUUGCUAAAUGGAAUAAAGCAGUCACGAUCAC
Linum trigynum is the source of this 8840-nucleotide messenger RNA. Lineage: Eukaryota; Viridiplantae; Streptophyta; Magnoliopsida; Malpighiales; Linaceae. The record is from the annotation of a GenBank genome assembly.